CAAUGGUCAAAAGAGCAAUGAAAGUCAUUGAUGAAGGCGCCUUAACUUUAUUCCUCGAUACAAAUUCAAUAAUACUAUAAAUCAAUUGCCCAAAAAUGUUCCAUUCAUAAAUAAAUAAUCAUCUGGGUCUGUUCCCAAUUUUCAAAUUGAAGAAUCCCCUGCUUGCCUGAGUGUUAAGAAGCAGCCCCCCUCGAUUCAGGACGAAGCUUUUGCAUGGUGUUCUUAAUUUAAUAUUUUUCUCCAUUUCGAUCUUCGUGAAUUUCAAUCUCUUUCUUUGUUUCUUUCUGGUUGCUUUUGGCUGAACCCCGACCUGAUUUUGUGGUGGUUCAGAGCACGAGGGCGUUGAAAUGUGCAGCUGAAUCUCUUCUUGUCUGGUUGUCUUUGGGUAUAUAAGGUGUUUGUGAAAAUGCCGCUGAGAUAAUUGUUCUUGGAAGAGACAUUUUUUUUGUUUUCCAAAACAGGGUUUUUGAUUGUACUCUUGUGGGAAGGAUUUUGGGGGAAAAUGGAAAAGGAAUACUGUUCAAGUUGGAAAUAUAGCUCAAUUCUUGGGCUAAGGAAUACGGAGGAAGACGAGGAGAUGAAAAUUGUGUCAUCUUUGCCUUCAAUUCCUCAGCCUCAAACUCCACAGGAACCCAUGGAGUUCUUGGCCAGGUCUUGGAGUCUAUCAGCUUCUGAGAUUACAAAAGCUCUUGCUCAAAAGCAGAAGCAGCUUUACAUUGAGAGGAGCCCCAUCGCAAUUCCUGAGGUCAUUGAACCCCCACAACUUCCAGGAAAGAUUAUGAGUUCUGUCCAUGCUUGGAGGAUGGGAUCAUUGGGAAAAUGGUUUCAUUUUCACCACAAGGAGGGUGGUAAUAGUGUUGACAAAAAGAAGGAUAGAGCAAGAAUUGAAAAUGCUCGUGUUCAUUCUGCUUUAUCUGUGGCUGCACUUGCUGCAGCCUUGGCUGCUGUGGUAGCAGCAGAGAACUCUGCUGGCCCUGAUUCAAGAAUGGGCACGGCUUUAGCCUCAGCUACUGAGAUUUUGGCAUCUCAUUGCAUAGAGAUGGCUGAAUUUGCUGGCGCCGACCAUGAGCGAGUCAGUUCGGUUAUCCGAUCCGCAGUCGAUGUUCGGAGUCCAGGUGACCUCAUGACUUUAACAGCUGCAGCUGCCACAGCUUUGCGAGGAGAAGCCGCUUUCCGAUCAAGAUUACCGAAGGAAGGCCGAAAGAUUGCUUCGGUUAGUCCUUAUGAUAGGAUAAUGGCUCAAAAUCAUUGGGCUACUGCGUUUAAUAGCCAUAUGGAGGAGCAGGAGCUUCCCUGUGUGGGUGAAUUGCUGCAGUUUACACAAAAAGGAACCCUGAGAUGGAAGGAGGUCUCUGUCUACAUCAACAAGAAAUCUCAGGUGAUAGCAUCGAUUAAAAGCAAGCACGUCGGAGGGACCUUUUCGAAGAAAAACAAAUGUGUUGUUUACGGGCUUUGCGACGAAACGUCGUCAUGGCCAUAUGAAAGAAAGAGAGAUAUCUCGAACGAGAUCUAUUUCGGCCUGAAAACUGCACAAGGUCUUAUAGAGUUCAAGUGCAAGAACAAGGUCCAUAAGCAGAGUUGGGUUCAAGGGAUUCAAAGUCUUCUUCAUCGAGUUAAUUGCAUUGAAACAACGAGGAGGUCUUUACAGAUUUUGAGCUUCAGCGAGAGUAUAUAAAGCAGUUAUGCAUUUAGUAUAAGCAUAUAUAAAUCAAAAUGAAUUAUCAGUGCCAAAGUUCUGUAAACUUGAGAUGAAAUUUACUGUCAGUGUGCAUAAAAUCUUGGUAUUUGUAAGAGAAUCAUAUAGAUAACUCAAAUUUUAAGUA
Molecule: messenger RNA, 1823 nt
Organism: Cucurbita moschata (crookneck pumpkin)
Lineage: Eukaryota; Viridiplantae; Streptophyta; Magnoliopsida; Cucurbitales; Cucurbitaceae
Product: VAN3-binding protein
Exons: 6
Coding region: 503-1675 (390 amino acids)
Biological process (GO): leaf vascular tissue pattern formation; phloem or xylem histogenesis; auxin-activated signaling pathway
Source: RefSeq, a predicted model, not a curated record